Molecule: messenger RNA, 1771 nt
Organism: Mercurialis annua (annual mercury)
Lineage: Eukaryota; Viridiplantae; Streptophyta; Magnoliopsida; Malpighiales; Euphorbiaceae
Product: cytochrome P450 71D445-like
Exons: 2
Coding region: 77-1585 (502 amino acids)
Molecular function (GO): oxidoreductase activity, acting on paired donors, with incorporation or reduction of molecular oxygen; heme binding; monooxygenase activity
Source: RefSeq, a predicted model, not a curated record
UACUAACCUCUAUAUAAUUUGGAUGAACUGCACUGCUAAUCAACACAUUAAAAUCUCUUCCUUAGAAAUCUAAACUAUGGAAUACCAAUUCCCAAUCUUUGUUUCCUUCAUAAUUUUCAUCUUCAUGCUAUUCAAAAUACUUAAGAAAUCAAAAACUUCAACUCCAAAUCUUCCCCCAGGACCAUGGAAGCUACCUCUAAUAGGCAACAUGCACCAAUUAGCCGGAGCCCUACCGCACCGUCGCCUCGGAAACUUAGCGAACAAAUACGGACCUAUAAUGCGCCUUCAGUUAGGCGAAACCACAAACAUUGUAGUAUCCUCAUCGGAAUAUGCCAAGCAAGUCAUGAAAACCCAUGACAUCACCUUCGCUCAACGCCCUCAUCUCCUCGCGACGACCGUUGCAACUUAUAACUACACAGACAUCGCAUUUGCUCCGUACGGAGAUUACUGGAGACAAAUGCGAAAAAUAUGCACGCUCGAGCUACUAACCGCAAAACGCGUGCAGUCGUUUCGAUCAAUUCGGGAAGAGGAAGUAUCGAAACUUACGAAAUCUUUAUCUACGAGUUCCGGACAGGUGAUAAAUUUCAGCAGCAUGCUCAAUGCGGUGACGUAUAGUAUCAUUUCGAGAGCGGCAUUCAGUAAGAUAUGGAAGGGAGAAGAUAUUUUCAUAUCGUCUAUGAAGAAAAUGAUCGUCGCCGCCGGCGGUUUUAGCCUGGCUGACGUGUAUCCUUCCGUUCAGGCGCUGCAUUGGAUUGAUGGAAUGAAAUCAAGAUUGGAGAAAGUUCAGGUAUUAAUAGAUAAUAUAUUUCAAGAUAUUAUUGAUGAGCAUAGAACUGAGAGGGCAGCAAGAAAAUCUGGCGGUAAAGAAGAAGAAGAUUUUGUGGACGUUCUUUUAAAUUUUCAGGAGCAUGGAAACCUUCAAAUUCCUUUGACAGACGACAACAUCAAGGCAGUCAUCCUGGACACUUUCACCGGAGGUAGUGAGACAUCAUCCACAACAGUAGAAUGGGUGAUGUCCGAGCUUCUGAAAAAUCCAAGAGUGAUGGAAAAAGCACAACAAGAGGUGAGAAAAGUAUUUGAUAGAGUAGGAAACGUAGACGAAUCGCGUAUGCAAGAACUAAACUACUUUAACCUGGUAAUCAAAGAAACUCUAAGGUUACACCCUCCUCUACCAUUAUUACUUCCAAGAGAAUGCAGAGAGAACUGUGUGAUUAACGGUUACGACAUUCCAGCUAAAUCCAAGCUAAUUGUGAAUGUAUGGGCAAUCGGAAGGGACCCUAAUUACUGGAAAGACGCUGAAAAAUUCUAUCCCGAAAGAUUUGAAGAUUGCUCAAUUGAUUAUAAGGGAACUGAUUUUGAACUGCUUCCAUUUGGUGCUGGAAGAAGGAUUUGUCCAGGAAUAUUAUUUGGUAUGAGCAAUGUUGAGUAUCCACUUGCACAAUUGCUUUACCAUUUUGAUUGGAAACUACCUGAUGGAGUGAAACCGGAAACUCUGAACAUGGAUGAAGUUUUUGGAGCUGUAGUGAAGAAGAAAAAUGAUCUUUAUGCAAUUGCGACGCCAUACCUUUCUCCGGCUGUCAAGUAAAAUCUGCAGCGAGAUUUCUAUAAGUGUUGCAUCAAUAUAAUAAUGAAUUGAUUUUUAAAUCAGUUGUUUUAAUGACAUGGUUGUAGAGUCUUAUACCUAAGGCUAAGUGGUACCGUUCAUACAUGUUGUGAUACACAAGACUCGAUCAUUAUCUAAUAGAUUUGUUUUUCUAUUUUCAUUCCAUUA